AUGGAGCAGCACCGCGGUGCUCGCCCGCCGGGCCUGCGGCCCCCUCCUGGGUUUGAGGCGCCCACCAGCCCCCAGCCCAAGACCACCACCGAGGAGCAACCCUCCUCGACGUCCUCUUCUGCCGCCUUCGGGCUCUUCCCUUUCCCCCCGGCCACGGGUUUUCCGCGGUCGCCCUCUUCUUCGGCCGCCUCCGGCCGCUCGACACUCCCCGAGGUGUCGAGCGAGUACAGCGAUCGGGGGAAGAUGGAGGAGACCAACGCGUGGCUCCUCGGCCACCACCACGACCAGGUGGUGGCCACCAUGCACAAGAAGUUCCAGGCUCUCCUGGACUACGACAAGACGAAGAAUCGCAAGAUUCUUCACAUCGACUGGAUCGCUGGGAACCCCAACGAUCCCACCAAGAAGGAGGGAGCUGCCGCCGCCCAUGGAGGUAUGAGCGCCGAGGAACGGCGCCUCAGCGACAGCGUGGCCAGGACGGUCAUGCGGAUCACCCACGGCGUAAGCCAGUGGGAUGAGACCUUAACGUGGAACAGGGCAAUGUUCUACGGCGACUGGCUGAACGACCAGAAGGGGUUCCGCCAGUUCUUCUACGAGAUCCAAAUCAAGAGGAUCUCUGGCGCCGACGAGGCGCUUCUCGAGAAAUGCGGCAUCAGCCCGGCGUUUGUCUGGCUGCCCCUACACGACGAGAAGGCUCCCGCCAUCACCCCCAUGGUGGUCCCCCCCGUCGUCCCCUCCCUGGUUCCUGGGCAGGCGCCGCGUGAGCUCCCCAUUCCGGGCCAGGUCAACACCGAGCCCAUCCCGGAGGUCGAGGAAGAGGAGUAUGCCACUCCUACCCCCACUGCUUCCCUCAAAGUCCCGACGUGCUCGGCCGACAAGGGCAAGGGAAAGGCCGUCGCUCCCCAAGACCAAGCCGACGACAGCAAUCCCGGCGCUCCCCUCAUCGUCUCUUCCGAGCCCGCCCAGGCCACCCCGCAGCAGCGGACUCCUCUCCCCAGCAUUGACAACCUCGCUCUCGGCCAGCAGAGCAGCGGCACCGACGACGCCGAGGCUCCUUCCGAUCCUGGCACCCCUCGUCCCGGCAUCCCUCGCAGCCAGCCUCUCCCCGCUUCCGGCAGCUUCGAGUCUAUCGACCCCCCUCCCUCGGAUGUAUCCGACUCCUCCUCCGAGUCGUACGAGGAUGAAGGCACCGUCUAUCUAGCCGACGGCGUUGAUCCCUUCGAGGCGCUCAUGCCCGCCCACCACACUCCGGCUGUCAGCGCCGCCGACCUGCACCACCACCGCCAGGAGUUCGACCGCAUUGCCUACGCCAAGCGCGAGGAGCUCGAGCACACAUUUGCCUUCAUGAAGGAACCCGAGGUUAUCGAGCGCAUCAAGAAUUCCUUCGUCUACAGCGUCCGCGUCGUUGCCUUCCCUGACAACAACAACAUCGUCAACGAAUUCACGGGCCCGCGUGUCAAGGACCGCUACGGUACCAUCAUCGGACAGGGUGGUUGGAUCGUGCCUCCUCUCGAAGAGCGCGCCAAAUGGCGCGACGAACGCAAGCGUGCGUACCGGAACAAGGGCGCCAAACCUGGCAAGUAUGAGGGCCUCCCCCGACAGCAAGUUCAGAACUGUAUGCCCAUGAAGUUCGACUGGUCAGACGGCAUUGAGGCGCGCUAUUAUGGCCCGGUCGCCCCGGUCUGGCGCGAGACUUGCGACCCGACCUUGGAGGAUAUCUACUGGAUGGUCUGGCAGCUGAUUGCGGGGAAGCAGUUCCUCGGUUUCAACCCCGGCAUCGGUUUCGGUUCACAUCGACCCCGAGCGACGGGCGACGUGGCAAUGCUGAACCAGUGCCCGUUCAAGAGUCCGUCGGCUGAGGCACUUUACCACACAGCUUCCCAUCCGCGUGGCAAGGAGAAAUAA
Molecule: messenger RNA, 1902 nt
Organism: Chaetomium globosum CBS 148.51
Lineage: Eukaryota; Fungi; Ascomycota; Sordariomycetes; Sordariales; Chaetomiaceae
Exons: 4
Coding region: 1-1902 (633 amino acids)
Source: RefSeq, a predicted model, not a curated record